AUGUGGAACUCAUGGGAGAGCUUUUCAGAGUGCUUGGUCAAGGAAUUUGGCUCGACUGAAGUUCCUAAAAUGAAUGAAACUUGUGCAAUUGAUUUGGUUGUCUUAGGGAACUGGGUGGAAAGAGUUUCAAUUGAGAUUAAUGAUGAUAAAUCUUUGGUUGUUCAUGAUGAUUUUAUGAUUGAUGAGUUUCUGUUUACUGGUUAUGAUGACAACAAUGCUCCUUUAGAAUCUUUGGUUCAUAGUUCUGAAAGUUUGAAUAGGGCUAGUGCUACUUUGAUGAGUGCAAUUGUUCACUCUUCUGUUGAUAUGAGUUUGAAUGUAGAAUUUGAUUCGGUGACUUUGGGAUUGAAGAAUAAAAAGCUUGCGCCAGCAGUUGUUGAUCGUAAAUGUGAAGGCAUUAUAGUCCGAAAGUGUUCAAUAAAUGGGAGAAACCUUAUGAGUUUAUUUGCUAUUGAACCAGGAGGAAUGAAAAAUCAUUUUGUUAAGAAUUUUGUGAAUCUAGUUCAUGAAGACAUUGGUGUUGAUAAAUUGAAAUGUGCCGAUGACGGAUUUCUGGGACCAUCUACACAAUGGCCAGGGUUGAGGAUGAUGAGAAUAGCAAAGACAGAAGAGGAGGAAGGCGGUCUUCAGGUGGUAAGGAGGGAGAACGUGUCGAUCCAAGACGAGAUGAGAAAGAUGAUUGGAAUGGUCAUGGAUCGUAGCCCCUUUAUACCAGACAUUAGAGAUGAGCCCAAGCCCCUGGACUUUGACUUUUCCAAAGAUUUCACCAAAUACUCUGGAGAUACUGAUGUCUCCCAAUGGCUACAGGGAUAUGUCCAUGUCAUGAGAAUUAGGAAUGUAUCAUUAAACUUCAUGGCUAAAGCCCUGCCCUCCUAUUUAACCGAGCAAGCGCAGCGGUGGUUUGGACAAUUACUGGAAGGAUGUAUAAUCAGUUUUGAAGAUUUAUCCAUCAAGUUGGCCACUCGUUUCUUCCAUAGUAAGCAAAUCACUCGAAUGUCCAUUGAUCUCUCCUCGAUCAAGCAGGGUCAACAUGAGAGUUUCUCAGAUUUCCACCGGCGUUUCAUCCGAGAAACCCUACAAAUUGACAACAUAGACGAACGAGAUGUUCAGAACGGGUUCAUUCAAGGACUUAAUCCAUUUGGAAAAUCCUCGAUGCUAAGGGUAACGCUCUCAACCAAACCUCCUUGGAAUUCCAAAGAGAUGUGGGCUAUUGUUGAGAAUCAUAUUCAAUGGGAGCAUACACUCAAGCGAUCACAAGAGUCUUUUACGGCAAUCGGGAUGAGGGUCAAGCCCAAAAUUAACAUGAAAAUAGGACAACGUUACCUAAGCUCAAUAGGCAGUUGA
This is a messenger RNA of Oldenlandia corymbosa var. corymbosa, 1344 nucleotides long. The record is from the annotation of a GenBank genome assembly. NCBI's taxonomy places the organism in Eukaryota, Viridiplantae, Streptophyta, Magnoliopsida, Gentianales, Rubiaceae.